AAAAGAGGAAAAGAAAGGGUGCACUGACUGAUUUGCCCAUUAAGUACCAGGCUACAACACUUGAUGGUAUUAUUCCAGAUAUACCUGGUCAUGAAAACCUCCCCCCAUUGCAAUUAGCGUCUUAUUCUGCCAUCCCUCCCAAUUCCCUGCCCAAGAUCUCCUUUCAACAAAUCUACCAUCACAUGAUUUUACGACGUACAGUUGAUGGGAAAGAAGUUAAUAACUACAAGGGCUUGGACAGGGCUGUGAAACAUUUUGAGGCAGGAGAUAUUUCUCAAAUUGUAGCUGCCCAAGUAAGCAAAUAUAUCCCUGAUUAUAAAGUAUAAUUUUUUAUUUUUCAAACCAUGGAUUUACAUGGAUUAUUUAAAAUCAUUUUAAAAUAUCAGUGUUAUUCUACACAGAAACCACAUACAUUUAGUUCAUAAAUAUACAUAACUUUUUUUUUCAUAAGAGCAUUUGCAAGCUUGCUCCACAAAUUUUUAACAUAUUUUAAUAUGUCAGUUUAGACAAGUUAAACAUAUUGUUUAUCUUUUACAAAUAUCUGACCUAAAGAGGAGACAAUAACAAUUUGUAGAAUAGAUGCGUGUAUUAUAUAUAUGAUAUAUUGCCUAUUUGAUAAUCAUUUUAUCAAAUCAUUUAUUCUAGAUUGAUGAUUCUGUUGAAUAUAUCAGAGGAUUUUGUCUUGCUUCCAUGAAAAAGGCAAAAUACAAAGUGUAUAUUUGCAUCGAGGACAAACAGAAUGUGUGUUUUGCCUACUGUGAAUGCCCAAUUGGAUUAGCCCAAUCUUGCAGCCAUAUUGGUGGCCUCCUAUUCCAUUUGCACCAUCUUCAUUUACAUGAGGUUUUGAAAUCAGAUAGUGCUACGUCGAAACAAUGUAUGUGGAACGUGCCGAGACCAAUCAAGAUGGACCCUAAGCCCCUCAAGGAGUGGAACUUUGCCAAACCAAAACUGCAAGAGAGUGGUGAGAUUGAGCACAGGACCACGGAUGGAAGAAAAUUGGAUUUUGAUCCACGUCAUCCAACACAGAGAAAGUUCAAUAUCUGCCACUCUCUUGAGCAGCUUAAAUUGCUCAAGAGCAUAUUUCCCAAUACUGGCAUGGGUCACUUGUGGAAUAUUCCGGAUGAAAGCCCAGAGUUUGAAUCUGAAGUGGAGGUAGAGUCAACAGAGGAUCCGAGGGAAAAGGCGAUGAAAGCUCUGAUCCUGUCUGAUGAGAACUUACCCAUGACAAUAUCAAUCAAUGAAAGCCUCAGCUCGUACAUUGAGGAGAAAACAAGAGGACAGAGGGCAUGCAGCCUGUGGAGAGACCUGCACAAGGGGAGAAUAACUAGUUCCUUAUUUGGCGCAGUUCUAAGCUCUGGAACAAAUCCUGUCUCCUUAGUGAACCAGAUUGUGAAUGGUUCUAAUCUUGACAGGUACCAGACACUACCUCCACCAGUCCAGUGGGGAGUAAACAAGGAAGAGGAGGCUCUCAAGGACUACCUGACACUGCAAAAUGCUGUGACUGAUUUAACAACGGAGGCAUCUGGACUCACCAUCUACCCAACCCAUGCCUUUUUAGGAGCAUCUAGUGAUGGUUGGGUGCAUGAUAAAUCCAUGCCCGAGGGGAACCAAACAGGGGUUCUUGAGAUCAAAUGUCCAUACUCGAUCUCUGGAAAUAUUAUUACUGAUAAAGAGGUACAUGAGCUAGCAGGACAAGCUGGGUUCUGCUUGGAAAUUACCAAUGAAGGGCCUAGACUAAAGAGAAGUCAUAAAUAUUAUGCCCAAAUCCAAGGGGAAAUGGUAAUAAUGGGAUGUUCGUGGGGAGAUUUUGUUGUAUGGACCGCUGCCAGCCAAAGCAACUGCUUUGUUGAAAGAAUUAACUUUGAUGUUGAAUUUUGUUCUGCCAUGUUGCCAAAAUUAGUUGAAUUUUUUGUUAGUCACAUUUUACCCUUUUACACUAAACAAUAAAUUUCUAUUAUGCUUUUUAUCAAAUUCAUAAAUGACUUAGUUUUUAUUAUAAUGUUUAUCAACACAAGCAUAGGAAGUGU
Molecule: messenger RNA, 2027 nt
Organism: Magallana angulata
Lineage: Eukaryota; Metazoa; Mollusca; Bivalvia; Ostreida; Ostreidae
Exons: 6
Coding region: 691-1947 (418 amino acids)
Molecular function (GO): zinc ion binding
Source: RefSeq, a predicted model, not a curated record